Homarus americanus (American lobster) is the source of this 846-nucleotide messenger RNA. RefSeq lists its product as uncharacterized. The transcript is spliced from 3 exons. The coding region runs from base 1 to 846 and encodes 281 amino acids. The record is from RefSeq and is a predicted model, not a curated record. NCBI's taxonomy places the organism in Eukaryota, Metazoa, Arthropoda, Malacostraca, Decapoda, Nephropidae.
AUGAUUGAUAACCCGACCAAAGAUAUAAAGAUUGAUAACCCGACCAAAGAUAUAAAGAUUGAUAACCCGACCAAAGAUAUAAAGAUUGAUAACCCGACCAAAGAUAUAAAGAUUGAUAACCCGACCAAAGAUAUAAAGAUUGAUAACCCGACCAAAGAUAUAAAGAUUGAUAACCCGAUCAAAGAUAAAAAGAUUGAUAACCCGACCAGAGAUAUAAAGAUUGAUAACCCGACCAAAGAUAUAAAGAUUGAUAACUCGACCAAAGAUAUAAAGAUUGAUAACCCGACCAAAGAUAUAAAGAUUGAUAACCCGACCAAAGAUAAAAAGAUUGAUAACCCGACCAAAGAUAAAAAGAUUGAUAACCCGACCAAAGAUAAAAAGACUGAUAACCCGACCAAAGAUAAAAAGAUUGAUAACCCGACCAAAGAUAUAAAGAUUGAUAACCCGACCAAAGAUAUAAAAAUUGAUAACCCGACCAAAGAUAUAAAGAUUGAUAACCCGACCAGAGAUAAAAAGAUUGAUAACCCGACCAAAGAUAUAAAGAUUGAUAACCCGACCAAAGAUAUAAAGAUUGAUAACCCGACCAGAGAUAUAAAGAUUGAUAACCCGACCAAAGAUAUAAAGAUUGAUAACCCGACCAAAGAUAAAAAGAUUGAUAACCCGACCAAAGAUAUAAAGAUUGAUAACCCGACCAAAAUUGAUAACCCGACCAGAGAUAUAAAGAUUGAUAACCCGACCAAAGAUAUAAAGAUUGAUAACCCGACCAAAGAUAAAAAGAUUGAUAACCCGACCAAAGAUAUAAAGAUUGAUAACCCGACCAAAUUCCGUCCACGUCAGUCGUCUUGA